Carya illinoinensis is the source of this 1515-nucleotide messenger RNA. RefSeq lists its product as uncharacterized. Gene Ontology annotation, molecular function: aspartic-type endopeptidase activity. Gene Ontology annotation, biological process: proteolysis. The record is from RefSeq and is a predicted model, not a curated record. Bases 1 to 1515 code for a protein of 504 amino acids. Lineage: Eukaryota; Viridiplantae; Streptophyta; Magnoliopsida; Fagales; Juglandaceae. The transcript has a single exon.
AUGGCCUCUUACCAUAUGGAAGGAGACACUCUCGUAUGGUUCGAAAAUGUUGUCGAUGGGGGGUUAUGCCGUGAUUGGGACACUUUUUCCAGAGCAUUGCUGUUGCGUUUUGGACCCACGGCCUACGACGAUCCAAUGGAGGCAUUGAUGUGGCUGAAACAGACAACUACGGUUGAGUCUUACAUGAGCCAAUUUGAAAGGUUGACCAACCGCUUACGAGCUCUCUCGGAUAAUCAUAUGUUGAGCCGUUUUCUUUGUGGCUUGAAAGAUGAAAUUCGAAUCCCGGUACGUAUGUUAUGCCCUGUGAAUUUAAAUGCAGCAUAUGGAUUAGCAAAAAUGCAAGAAGAGUACAUUCCAAGCAUCAGAAAAAUUGCUAAAUCAAUGGGGGAAAGAACCACAGCCAUGGGUGGGGGAAAUUAUUCCACUAGCUCUUAUUCGAGCGACUAUUCUAACAAAUGGAGAAAACCUAUGGGGGGCGCUAAACCAAUUUCUUCUGAACAAAUGAAUGAAAAGCGACGCAAGGGCCUAUGUUUUAAUUGUGAUGAGAAGUGGAAUCCACAACAUACUUGUAAAACUCCUCAGAUUUACCUCUUGGAUGUAAAUGAGCAAGUAUGUGAGGAGUUGUGUGAGGAAGAGGAAGUGCUACCGAUGGUCGGAAUGGACGACAAAACAGUGCUGGAAAACCAAACUACACCAAGCAGCAGCAAGGAAGAGCUGGAAAUUUCCUUGGCUGCCAUAGCGGGAACCCCCACGGUGAGUACAAUGCGUUUACUUGGGAGUCUUUGUGGUGAACAAGUGGUGAUCCUUAUAGAUUCAGGCAGCUCACACAAUUUUCUAGAUUCAGCAUUAACAACAAAGUUGCAGCUGCCUAUGGAUUAUUCAGUGAACUUGAAAGUUAGAGUGGCAAAUGGCCAAUGUCUUAACAGUGAAGGCAUAUGCCGGACAGCCCAGUUAAAGGUGCAAGGUAAUCUGUUAAAACCCCCCCUUCAUUUAUUAGAGUUGGCUGGUUGUGACAUUGUGCUUGGAGUCCAAUGGCUAGAGACCUUGGGUCCCAUAACUUGGGAUUUUUCAAAACUAUUAAUGACCUUUAUGUGCGAAGGCAAAACCAUUGAAUUCAAGGGGAUGAAGUUGAACUCCUCGGUUGUCGAGGAUGGUCCAAAGUUAUUGAAAGCAACUUUGGCUAAAGGGAAGGGCAUUCUUUUACAGAUUAUAGGUGAAAGGGAAGUGAAGGAACAUUCUGCAGUGGUGGAGGGGCAAUUUUCUGAACUGUUAGAAGACUUUAAAACCGUAUUUGAUGAACCCCAAGGGUUACCCCCACCCCGUUCUCAUGACCAUCAAAUAAUCCUUAAAGAGGGCACUCAACCCAUCACAAAUAGACCCUACCGAUACCCUUAUUACCAGAAAACAGAAAUUGAAAAGAUUGUGGCAGAGUUAUUGGAAUCGGGAGUGAUUAGACCCAGCUUUAGUCCUUUCUCCUCCCCUGUUUUGCUGGUCUGUAAAGCCGAUGGAAGUUGA